GCUGUUCGUGUCGCCGCGCCGCCCCUCACCUCCUCCCCGGCGUUUUAAUAUUAUUUUUUUUUAUAUCACCGCCUGUGUCUGUGGAGCCGUGAUGGAGAAGAAGAUGUCCACCCGGUACCGGAGCCGGUUCUGGGUCUGGUUCUGCUUGCUGAGCCUGUGCGCGCCCACCGGGGCUCUGGAGCUCGGGGACCUGUUCGAGUUCGGAGAAGAAGCCGGAGACCAGCAGCUGCCGCCCGGCUCCGACUCCAGCGCCGAGCUGCCGCUCAACGGCUCUCUGUUCUUCUUCGGAGAAACGUUGGACCAAGUUCACAUUAACACGAAUGGAUUUGUGUCGGUUGUGGAGCCCCCGGCGGAGGGCGAGUACCUCGGGAAGAUGCCCGCCGGUUUCAAAAUGAUCGCGGCCCUGCUGGGGGACCUAGAGGACGGCGACGGACAGGGCCGGGUCCACUUCAGGCUGGACAGCAGCCCACAGGCGCUGAGCCGAGCCGCGGACCACGUGAGGCGAGCGUUCCCCCGAGACGAGGGGGUGGAGCCCACCUCCGUCCUCGUCGUCACCUGGGAGAACAUGACCGCCCGGGGGACGGCAGGUCGAGGAGACGGACCGGACACUAAGAGAAACACUUUCCAGCUGGUCGUGGCCUCCAUGGCGUCGUCCUCCUGCGCCAUCUUCUUGUAUCCCCGAGACGGCCUGCACUUCUUCUCCACGCCCAUAGGGGGCGAGAGCAAGCUCCUCGAGGCCGGCUUCAACGAAGGCUUCGCGUCGGGUUGGUUCUGGAAGGAGACGAUGGGGCAGUACUACCGCACCACCACCGAUGAAGAGACCUCCGUCAGGGAGCUCACCGAGAAGACGAACGCGGCACAGAAUGGAGUCUGGGUUUACGAGAUCGGCUCCUGGCCAUUCUUUGUCGCCAUUACAGCGGGAAUGGUCACCAGCCUACCCGAGGAGGAGCAGGAUGCCACCACACCGCCUUGGGAAGAAGAAGAAGAAGACUUCCUUACCGAGGCUCCUACCGAGUACCAACCCAGUUACCCAGGAUCUGAGACCGUCACUCCAGGGUACACCGAACCGACGACUGAAGAUUACGAAUUUGAGCCGGAUUACCCAGAAUCUGAGACCGUCACACCAACAUACAGCGACCCCGAGAGGGCUCAACCUACUGAGCCGAGAUACCCGGAUCCUUCUGAGCCGAGAUACCCGGACCGAACCGAGACCAGAGACCCCGCCUCGGAGCCGUUGCAACCGAGACACACGGUCCCCGAACCCAACGAGCCGAGACACACCCCAGUCGAGCCAAGGUACCCUGGUCCAGUCCAACCGGUGCCGCCCCAUUCCCGGCCCCAGCAACCCCAGAUCGUCGUGAUAGACGAAGCCGAAGAUCUCGAUAUGACCGUUUUUACGUACAAUUCUGAGACGUGCGCCUCCAACUGGAACAAGUGCUCGUCCUUCGCCGACUGUCGGGACUACAGCAAAGGGUACUGCUGCCACUGCAGGCCUGGUUUCUAUGGCAACGGGAAGAACUGCGUCGCUGAGGGGAAACCACAGAGAAUGAAUGGAAAGGUGAACGGUCGAGUGUUCGUGGGCAGCUCGCCGUCCCCCGUGGCGCUCGGCAACAACGACUUGCACUCGUACGUGGUGGCCAACGACGGACGGGCCUCGGUGGCCAUCAGCAACAUCCCGGGCGAACUGGGACCCUCCCUGCUGCCGCUGGCCUCCCUGGCCGAAGCCAUCGGCUGGGCCUUCGCCCUGGAGCAGCCCGGCUACCGCAACGGCUUCAGCCUCAUCGGCGGCGUGUUCUCCCGGCAGGCCGAGCUGGUCUUCCAGCCCGGUAACGAGCGCCUGAGCAUCAAGCAGCAGUUCAAGGGAAUCGACGAGCACGACCACCUGGUGGUGGACACCGAGCUGGAGGGCCGCGUGCCCGCCGUGCCGCUGGGGUCCUCCGUGGAGAUCAAGCCGUACAAGGAGAUCUACCAGUACGACAGGAACCUGAUCACUUCCUCCUCCAACCGCGAGUACACCGUCGCCUCCCCCGACGGCGACGUCCAGACCAGGAGCUACCAGCUGCGGCAGACCAUCACCUACCAGAGCUGCCGGCACGGCGAGGCCUCCGGGCCGGCGACCUCCACCCAGCAGCUCAGCGUGGACCACGUGUUCGUGAUGUUCGAGGCCGACAACCGCCUGAUCCGCUACGCCAUGAGCAACAAGAUCGGCUCCAUCCACAGCGUUCUCCCGGAGCAGAACCCGUGUUUCACCGGCCGACACGGCUGCGACAUCAACGCGGCGUGCCGACCCGCCGACGGCCUCCAGUUCGCCUGCCACUGCGCCGCAGGUUUCACCGGAGACGGACGCUAUUGCCACGAUACCGACGAGUGCAGAGAGACGCCUCACGUCUGUGGACCUCACACCGUCUGCAACAACCAGCCCGGAAGCUUCCGCUGCGAGUGCUCCACCGGCUUCUCGUUCGCCAGCGACGGGAAGACCUGCGUCGAGGAGAACCGGCCGGUGGACCACUGCCAGAGGGGAAGCCACGACUGCGACGCCCCCGAACGAGCUCUGUGCAGCUACACCGGAGGCUCCGCCUUCGUCUGCUCCUGCCUGCCGGGCUACGCCGGAGACGGUCGGGUGUGCCGCGACGUGGACGAGUGUCGGCAGGAUCGAUGCCACGGCGCCGCCGUCUGCUCCAACACGCACGGCUCCUACCGCUGCCAGUGCCAUCCCGGUUUCCAUGGCGACGGCUUCCAGUGCAGCCCCGCCUCCUCAGAGCGAGAGAAGACCCCGUGUGAGCGCCACAGAGAGAGCGCCCAGUCGGCCACCGCCGGCUCCGAUAUCCUGUCCUCCUUCCGUCCCCGGCCGGCCGCCGGUCACUACGCCCCUCAGUGCGACCAGCGCGGCGCCUACGAGUCCACGCAGUGCCACGCCAGCAUCCAGCAGUGCUGGUGCGUGGACGCCAACGGCCAGGAGAUCCCCGACACCCGCACGGGACCCGGCAGCACCCCUCUGUGCAUCGACCAGGCGGUGACCCCGUCCCUGGUGGGUCCGACCCCGCGGCCCGACGUCCACCCCGUCGCUCCGGGAACUCACCUGCUGUUCGCUCAGAGCGGGAAGAUCGAGCAGGUGCCGCUGGACGGGUACCUCAUGAGGAAGGAGGAGGCCAAACCUCUGCUGCACCUCCCGGACCGCGUGGUGAUCGCCGUGGCGUACGACUGCGUGGAGAAGAUGGUUUACUGGACCGACAUCACCGGGCCGGCCAUCAGCCGGGCCGGCCUGAGCGGAGGAGACGUGGUCCCGGUCGUCACCGCAGAGCUCCAGAGUCCCGAGGGCCUCGCCGUGGACCACGUGGCGCGCCUCCUCUUCUGGACCGACUCCAUGCGUGACACCGUGGAGGUCUCUCGUCUGGACGGCAGCCAGCGGCGCGUCCUGUUCGACACCGACCUCAUCAACCCGAGGCCCAUCGUCACCAACCCGGCCUACGGGCAGCUCUACUGGGCGGACUGGAACCGAGACGGGCCCAAGAUCGAGAUGGCCAACAUGGACGGCACCGACCGGUCCGUCCUGGUGGAGGACGACCUGGGGCUCCCCAACGGGCUGACCUUUGACCUCGAGGGGCAGCAGCUGUGCUGGGCCGACGCAGGAACCCGUAAGGUGGAGUGUAUGGACCCUCACCGCCGGCUGAGGAGGGCGAUCGUUGAGGGGGUCCAGUACCCCUUCGCUCUCGUCUCCUUCGGGAGGAACCUGUACUACACCGACUGGAGGAGGGAGGCGGUGGUCGCCGUGGACCGCCACUCGGAGAAAGAGACGGACGAGUUUCUGCCUCAGAAGCGCUCUCGUGUGUACGGCAUCACCACGACGACCACGCAGUGUCCACAAGCCUACAACUACUGCGCCAACAAUGGCGGCUGUUCCCACCUGUGCCUGCCGCGGCUCGGCGGCUUCACCUGCCGCUGCCCGGACGCCGUCGACGCCGCCGCCGCCCAAUGUGCCGAGAGGAACCUGUGAGGUCAGCGGCCCCCGUGACGCAAACCAACCUCACACACACACACACUCUGUGUUUCCUCCUACUUGAAUGGAACAUCUCUCUGGGCGGUUUCUGGCCCUCGAGAGCCGCAGACUGUGACAUCACCGGCGAGGUCGCUGAACUCGCCGUAAAGGUCACGACUCGUUCGUGAGGCGCGAGUUUCGUUUGUCUGACUCCUGGUUUCAGUUUUUUUUUUUCUCUCUCGAAUGAGAAGAAAACGACUCGAAAUCUCAGAUACAGCCGGCAGGUAAACUCAAAUUAUUCGGGAAAAAAAGGUAUCGAGCGACGAGCCUGGCAUCAUGUAUUUUGUGUAUUUUUAAAAGUGUAAAUGUAUUGAUUUGUUAUUGUUUUUAUAGAUGUGUUCUGAAAGAUAACUGCGGAAAACAAUCGGAUAUCAUCCUCAAAUGUUUUGUAAUGAUGCAAAUAUUUGAGGGGAAGUUUCCAAAGGGCCUUUUAAAAAAAAAUGUUUGACAUUUUUAAAAAGGCUUUUAAAAGACCUCUUUUUAUUUUUUACUUCACACUCGCCUUAAAAAAAACCAAGUUUUUCCUGCACAGGAAGAAAAGCAGACUGUAUCCCAAAAAUCUGAAUCAUCACCAUAAUAUAAUUAUUGCUAUAAUUGUCCAUAUUCAACGACUUCCUGCUAACAGCCAAUCAAAAGGCCCGGAUCACUUGGUGUAACUUCACGUGAACUCCAUUAAAACUUUUAUAGUUUCAACAUUUUAAUGAUCAUUUAACGGGAUGUCGUCGGCUUUCUUUUUUUAUUGUUUUUUUAUUUAUUGCGAAAGACAGAAUUAUUUUUAUAUAGCCAACUAUUAAAAAUGUUUAAAAAAACAUCAGAGGCCUUUUCUUCCUGUUUAUUUUGUAAUAAAGUGAAUAUCAGACAAUCCAGAGAACUUGAAGCUGAGCAGAUUUAGUAUUUUAUUUUUUGGGACUAAAUUCACAUCAAGCUUUUUCUUUGUGAGAUAAAACUCUGGAAAUUAUUCUAUAUUUUAGCAAUCCUACAUAAUAAAAUGAAAUUAACACACACACACGCCACACUGUAAACUCAGAGUGAUUCUGGACGUGGACCCGAGGCGGUGGAAGAGUUUAACGACGACUCCAAAGCUUCUCAAGACUUACGAUGUUUGUUUUUGUCUCGUUUGCUACAACUCUGUACGUUUUAUUAUUAUUAUAUAACUUGUAAAUAAUGACCUGAUGUGCAGAGGACAAUCUCCGAUGUGAUGUUACUGUGACGGUGUGUGUUUUCACAUUUCACUGAAGUUUGUUUUUCAUCUGAAAUAAAAGGAAAGAAACAACGAAAAA
Pseudoliparis swirei is the source of this 5316-nucleotide messenger RNA. RefSeq names its product nidogen-1-like. The record is from RefSeq and is a predicted model, not a curated record. Gene Ontology annotation, biological process: cell-matrix adhesion. Gene Ontology annotation, molecular function: calcium ion binding. NCBI's taxonomy places the organism in Eukaryota, Metazoa, Chordata, Actinopteri, Perciformes, Liparidae. The transcript is spliced from 20 exons. Bases 92 to 3994 code for a protein of 1300 amino acids.